Molecule: messenger RNA, 1380 nt
Organism: Arachis stenosperma
Lineage: Eukaryota; Viridiplantae; Streptophyta; Magnoliopsida; Fabales; Fabaceae
Product: chaperone protein ClpC, chloroplastic-like
Exons: 11
Coding region: 377-1192 (271 amino acids)
Biological process (GO): cellular response to heat; 'de novo' IMP biosynthetic process
Cellular component (GO): cytoplasm
Molecular function (GO): ATP hydrolysis activity
Source: RefSeq, a predicted model, not a curated record
UGUAAACAUGUGAAAAUUAUACUGAGACAUCACUUUUUAAUCUCUUUCACGUUCUUCACAACAGAGAAAACAACUUCCAAGUUCCAUGGCAUCUCCUUCAUCUGCACUUCACCUUCUUCCUCGAUCUCAAUCGCAAUCUGAAUCAUUCUCCAGAUUCGGAUUCUCCUCUCAAUUUUGAUCUGAAUUAUGCAUAUGUAAUUUCUCGCCUCUGGUUCAUCCUCUCGUCGCCUACACUGACGUUGUGCCGUCCUCUUCUCGCCUGCGCCAUCUUGUCCGAUGCCAACCGACCAGAAGCAACUAUUUCUUGCAAGUGUAGCAUAAUAAAGGAGCAGAACAAGCUUAAGCUCUACAAGUAACUCCACGUGUGGGGAUCAUCAUGGGUUCUGAUUCAAAUCUUCCUGUUAUGAAGAGUGCUGCUGAGUUCUUGGAGAUGUUUGAUGUUCCUCAUGAGGUAAGAAUAGUGUCAGCUCGUCGAACUCCGGAACUGAUGUUUUCUUAUGCCUCCUCUGCUCAUAACGAGGCAUACAAGUUAUUAUUGCUGGCGCUGGUGGCGUAUGGUUGCUGCUCUUACUCCCCUGCCUGUCGUAGGUGUUCCUGUGCGUGCUUCAACCCUAGAUGGAAUAGAUUCACUCUUGUCAAUUGUCCAGAUGCCGAGAGGUGUCCCUGUCGCCAAGAUCAUAUGGUUAAAUUGGGUCACAAUUAUAUUGGAUCUGAACACUUGCUUCUUGGUCUCCUUCGUGAGGGUGAAGGUGUAGCAGCACGUGUUCUUGAAAACCUGGGUGCUGAUCCAGCUAAUAUUCUUACUCAGGUUAUCCGCAUGGUUGGUGAGAGUGCUGACAGUGUUGGUGCUACUGGAGGCUCAGGUAGUAGCAGCAAUAAGAUGCCGACUUUGGAGGAGUAUGGCACAAAUUUGACCAAGUUAGCAGAGGAAGGAAAAUUGGAUCCUGUUGUCGGAAGGCAGCAACAAAUUGAACGUGUCACUCAAAUUUUAGGUCGUCGUACCAAAAACAACCCUUGCCUUAUUGGAGAACCUGGUGUUGGGAAGACAGCUAUUGCUGAAGGUCUUGCCCAACGUAUUGCAAAUGGGGAUGUUCCUGAAACCAUAGAGGGAAAGAAGCCCUCUGUUCUGCAUGAUUUUGAAGCUGAAAAUGGUGCUGGGGCAUGCAGGUUAAAAUCUGCAAUGGGAAGGUAAUAGAAGUGGCGGCUUCAGAGAAAGGGUUUUAUACUGUUGGAAAACAAUCUCUGCAAAGUCACACUUUGGUUGAUCUUCUGCAACAGUUAAGUCGAGGUUUCGCUAAUGUAUGUAAUUUUUUGGUUACUAAUCAUGAACUUUUUGCUGUAAUGGAACAUAUUCCACGUUUUAAGUUUUAACAUUUUCUA